This is a messenger RNA of Owenia fusiformis, 676 nucleotides long. NCBI's taxonomy places the organism in Eukaryota, Metazoa, Annelida, Polychaeta, Sabellida, Oweniidae. The record is from the annotation of a GenBank genome assembly.
CAGGACUUUCAUAAUUAGCAAGAUGAUGGGUGCUUACACUGUACAAGCAUUAUAUGUUCUAUUUUUUGGUUAUUUUGUUGGUUCUUCACUUGCGUGUAGCUGUAGAGGAAGGCAUAUUCCACAAAAUGCUUACUGCUCUGCCGAUUUUGCAAUAUUGGGUAAGGUGAUCAGGCAUGUUAAGACAAAAGGACGUAAAAUAUUCACUGUUAAUGUCAUAGCUGAUUAUAAGGAAUUGGGGUGGGCAGGACAGACAAAGAAAAUAUAUACACCAUCCAGCGAUGGGUUGUGUGGAGUCAGUUUACAAAACAAUAAGAAUUACAUUCUUAUAGGAACGUUUACUGAAAGAGACAGUGUCCCAUAUAUAGAACAUUGUGGCUAUAACAGAGAGGCAAACAGGGUAUACAAAGCUGUAUUGAAUGGUUUUAAGAAACUUUACAAAGCAAACUGCAAGUGUGAGAUUUGUAGGUUUCGUAAUAAAUGUAAACCAGGGAAUUGCUAUUUGCCAAACUCUGGGAACACCAGAUGCUAUGAUUAUGCAGUCUGUCAGAAGGCAUGCAAGGAUUCUGCAGGAAACGUAAUGUGUACAUGGAAUCUACCAUGGCAAUGGUGGAAAUGUGUGGCCCAAUCUAAUAGAUGCAGUGUGCCAGGAUGCCCUAUGAUUGAAAAUGCUGGUUGA